Messenger RNA from Hyposmocoma kahamanoa, 1740 nucleotides. It is a transcript of the gene NGR-A8, whose product is annotated as sex peptide receptor-like. Gene Ontology annotation, molecular function: G protein-coupled peptide receptor activity. Gene Ontology annotation, cellular component: membrane. Gene Ontology annotation, biological process: G protein-coupled receptor signaling pathway. The record is from RefSeq and is a predicted model, not a curated record. Bases 221 to 1471 code for a protein of 416 amino acids. Lineage: Eukaryota; Metazoa; Arthropoda; Insecta; Lepidoptera; Cosmopterigidae. The transcript is spliced from 8 exons.
GCUUAUCCUACGUACUCUGAACACUACUCUCGUUCAACAAUACUGAGUUUUCUUUCAACUUAAAGAUUACAAACUUUUAGUGAUCAGUGAAUAUGAACUCUUCGCCUAAGAUUUUAUUCCUGCCAUCGGUCUAACGUAAACACAAGCAAUGAAAACUGAUGAUAAUUUAAUGAAAACAGUUAACGACUUUAAAUAGACCCAAGAGGAAAAAACACACAAGAUGGCGAAUAGUACAACAAAAAAUUUGUUGGAUAUUUUUAACAUUUUUGCUUUAGGGAAUUCAACAGAUGGAAGGAUGAACAAGACUCAGUUACGGUCGGUGCUUAGAGAGAUGGAUAGUGAAGCUUUCGAGUCAUUAUUCGUGAAAAUGGUGAAUGAAUUGAACUUGACAUUCACUUGCGGGUAUUGUGAAGGUAGCUUUAGAGAUGUGGUUCAUGCGUAUAACAAAAUUCAUGGAUACGUCAGUUUGUUGGUGUGCACAAUCGGCGUGAUAGCCAACACGAUGAAUAUAGCUGUGUUAACCCGACGCGAUAUGGCCGCGGCACCAAUCAAUCGACUCCUCAAGUGGCUCGCCGUCGCCGACGUCUUUGUUAUGGUGGAAUAUGUCCCGUUUGCCAUUUAUAAAUAUUUGGUGCUUCCCGAGAAGCUGGACUUUCCGUACUCCUGGGCGAUGUACCUGCUGUUUCACAUGCACUUCGCACAAAUUCUUCACACCGCCUCCAUUUGCCUCACGCUAUCACUUGCUAUAUGGCGAUACAUUGCUAUCAAGUAUUCAGACCAAAGCCAUAUUCUGUGCACGGAACGCCGCUGUAGCAUUGCAAUCCUAGCAAGCUUCAUAUUACCUCCUAUAUUAUGUAUACCAACGUUUAUGGUAUUUGAUAUUCAUACCAAGAACUUGACUGAUCCAGGCGGCCCUAUAGCUUACCAUGUAGACGCUGAUCGCGAAGGAAUUCUAUACAAAGCGACUUUCUGGGUGCACGCUGUCCUCAUGAAACUCCUCCCAUGUUCUAUAUUAACGGUCAUUAGUAUUUGGUUGAUCAGAGCGUUGUACAAUGCGAAUCUACAUCAGAAGAAUUUGAGGAACUAUAGCGCUUGUCCAGCAGCCGAGAAGAUGGUGAAAAGACAGCACAAGGCUGACAAGCGAACCGACAGAACAACGAAAAUGUUAUUGGCUGUACUUCUUUUGUUUCUGGUAACAGAACUGCCUCAAGGUAUUCUGGGUCUGAUGAGCGGAUUACUCGGUUGGUGUUUCUUCAAGCGCUGCUACGAUUUGUUCGGAGAGUUAAUGGAUUUUCUUGCUUUGGUGAACGGGGCGAUCAAUUUCGUCCUGUACUGUACCAUGUCCCGACAGUUCAGGCAGACGUUUCGGCAAUUGCUAUUACAGCCACAUCUCGCCAGAUUCAUGCCGGAGAAACCUUCUCAAACUGAUUCUAUCAACCAGAAUACGUGCACGGAAAAGUUAAAAAGAUAGCUACAACCGAGCUCGGAUAAAAAUAAAAAUAUGGCAAAAACGUCCAUCCCCUGAAGAAAAAUAAAGGGCAAUGCUCCCGUCAUCUGUGAACAUUUUCUCUAAGGAUUCUUCCAACUAAUAUCCAUGCGUAAUAAAUUUAAUUUGAUGAUUCGUAAAGAAAUACGUCAAUACGGUUUCUCGAAAAGUUGUACUCUUUAUAGCAGUGAAGUGUUCCGAAAGUGGUACUUUUCCUUCUGCCCUCGGCAGGACCUAAUUUAAAAGUUUACUAG